Etheostoma spectabile (orangethroat darter) is the source of this 1120-nucleotide messenger RNA. RefSeq names its product sodium/potassium-transporting ATPase subunit beta-1-interacting protein 3. Lineage: Eukaryota; Metazoa; Chordata; Actinopteri; Perciformes; Percidae. The transcript is spliced from 7 exons. The record is from RefSeq and is a predicted model, not a curated record. Gene Ontology annotation, biological process: regulation of sodium ion transport. The coding region runs from base 232 to 846 and encodes 204 amino acids.
GCGCCGUAGUUCCCACUCAGGGACAACCUAUGUGUUUUCCUCUUGAGCUAAAGCGCACUGUGCGCUUCCUCACACAUCUGGACAACAUGGACCUAAAGCGCGUCGCAGAUUGACGCUCGUGUCCGAGCAUUAAAAAAACCCAAAUCGAGUUACUUCACUGCUGCUGUCCCCAUCACCUUCAUCACCUUCAUCAUCUUCAUCAGAGCCUGCGGGAGCAGGAAGCAGAGGAAGAUGGGCUGCUGCUCGGCACGAUGCAUGUUGAUCCUCCUGUGCUGUCUGCAGUUGAUAACUGCGCUGGAGCGGCAGGUGUUUGACUUCCUGGGCUACCAAUGGGCUCCCAUCAUGAUCAACUUCCUCCACAUCCUCGUGGUCAUCCUGGGCCUGUUUGGUGUCAUCCAAUACAGGUCACGCUACGUCCUUAUGUACCUGCUGUGGAUGUUGCUGUGGGUCGGCUGGAAUGUCUUUGUUAGCUGUCUCUACUUGGAUCUGGGGGGUCUUUCAAAGGACAACGAUAUCCUCUCCCUGGGGGUAUCGUUGCACCGCUCGUGGUGGAAGGAUAACGGGCUGAGGUGUGGAAGCGAGGGCCUUCCCUCCGCUGGGUGGCAGAACCAGCAGAACCAGCAGAACCAGCAAAACCAGCAGAACCCCGAGCUGACCACAGUGCUCAGCUGCUGGCUGGAAUACCAGUACAUAGAAGUCCUGCACUGCAUCCUCCAGCUGCUCAUAUCGCUCCCGGGGUUUGUUUAUGCCUGCUACGUCGUCAGCACUUUCUUAGAUGAGGAAGACAGCUUUCAUAUCUUUGGAGAAUUCAGUCAUCCAUCCAAACCCUCUCAGUUGUUCUUCUAGUGUAAAGACCUGCGGAUUAUAAAUAACCACGCAGAUAAAGUGGUUGAGGAAAGCCCAGAAGGAACCGAACAGAAGGGAAGGCAACUUUGAAGACUGCCUUUGUGACGUUGCUUCAGCCCGGUUCUCAAAAACUCCUCGUCACAGAUGCUGAACCUCACUGUGCACACACUCUACACACUCUACACACUCUACACACUGAACAAUCUCUACAGUUCUCCACUGUCAAGAGGAGAAUUUCACUGCAUGAAACUUGUAGACCUAUUCAUGACGGUUU